UUCUCUCUCUCUCUCUCUCUCUAUAUCCUAACAAACUCUCUGAUCUCUCUCUCUUUCUAUGUUUCUGUUUACUCUCAAAGAGACCUAGUCUAGUCAAAACAACCAUAUUCUUCAGCGUACCUUCUCUCAUCUUUAGGAGAUCAACACUUGGGCAAACUGCCACAAUCUUAAUUUGUUCUUCCAGCUCACCCUUCUCCUAAAAACCCAAUGGACUUUCAUUAUCUGCAACAUUUCUUGAUAUUCCGUACUGCUGCUUCUUCAUUUAUUCACGUACAAAACUGAAACCUUUCGGUCUUUGUGGGAUAGUAAAAAAAAUUAGACACAGAAAAUGGAGUUUCAAGAGGGCAUGAUGAGGUAUGUGGUUCACAAGCCCAAAGAGGUAAACUGGGGAUUCGAAAAAGACACAGAGAAAGGCAGAAUCAAAGAGACUCCUACUCCUACUAUGACUCCCAGGCGCAAAUGGAAGUUGAUGUAUCUCUUCAACAGGUCCUCAUCUUCACCACCUCGAAACCCAAAAUCAAAAGAGCCUCCAAACGAGUUUCUCUGUCCCAUCUCUGGGUCUCUCAUGGCCGAACCAGUUAUCGUCACCUCAGGCCACACAUUGGAAAAGGCUUGCGUCUUAGCCUGUAAAGCCCUAUCCUUCACUCCCACUCUCGAAGAAGACUCGUCCACACCAGAUUUCUCCUCUGUAAUUCCCAACCUCGCUCUCAAAACCGCCAUUCUCAACUGGUGCAAGACUCUCUGUGUAGACCCACCAAAACCCAUCGACCCCAUCAACGCUAAAAACCUCGUCCGUGCAUUAAUGGAGAUCGAGGUCAAAAGCCCAGAUACCCAGAUCAUAAUCUCGGGGAAGAACCUGGUUCAAGGGGCUAUAGAAAGCCCUACAGUGAAUCUCAACGACCCCGAGUUAACUCACUCCUGCUCGAGCUCAGUCGACUCAGUUGAGACCGCCGAGUCGACCCCAUCUCUCCAACUCGUGAUUCACCCGAGUUACAACAACAACAACUCAUCCUCGUCCUCCUCCUCUGAUACCCUAAACCCUGGUUUCAACGAAGAAGAGGAGCAGUUGUUGGUGAAACUCAAAAGCCCACAGGUGUUUGAGAUAGAACGUGCCGUGAUUUCGUUGAGACAGAUCACACGGUCCACAGAGAGCAGUAGGGUCCGCUUAUGUACCCCUCGGUUACUCUUAGCCCUCCGAUCUUUGAUCAUGUCCAGGUACUCAACUAUUCAAGUGAACACAAUCGCGGCGUUGGUGAAUCUGUCUUUGGAGGAUAUCAACAAGGUGAAGAUCGUACGGUCAGGAAUGGUCCCACUCUUGAUUGAUGUUUUGAAGGGGGGAUUCCCUGAGGCGCAGGAACAUGCUUCUGGUGCACUCUUCAGUUUGGCCCUUGAUGAUGACAACAAGACUGCGAUUGGUGUGUUGGGUGCUUUAGAGCCGUUGAUGCACUUGCUGAGGUCAGAGAAUGAGCGGACUCAGCAUGACUCGGUGAUUGCGCUUUAUCACCUCUCACUCGUUAAGAGUAAUAGGGUCAGGUUAGUGAAACUCGGGUUGGUCCCGGUUCUAUUGGGUAUGGUUAAGCCGGGUCAUAUGACGGGUCGAAUAAUGCUUGUGUUGGGUAACAUGGCUUGGUGCCCGGAUGGGCGGGCUGCAAUGUUGGGUGCGGGUGCGGUUGAAUGUUUGGUCAAGUUUUUGGGUGGGACCCAGUUGAACUCUGAGUCAACCAAAGAGAGUUGUUUGAGUGUAUUGUAUGGAUUGAGUCAAGGUGGAUUGAGAUUUAGGGUUUUGGCAAAAGCAGUUAAGACGGAGGAGGUGUUGAGCAAGUUGGUGAAAGAAGGGAGCAAGUGUGUGAGAGAGAAGGCAAUGACAAUAUUGGAGAUGAUGAAAAUGACAAGUAAGGAAUAUGAGGAGGAGGAAAUGGGGGAGGAGGUGGUGAAUUGGGAAGAUUUGCUUGAGUUGAGUCACACUCAGUAUCAAUCUGAAUGAGUUUUGAGUACAGUGUUUUGGUAUUUUGAUUUUAUUAAUUUUUUUUUUAGUUGGGUUGUAAUUAUUUGGACCUUGUUACAUGUUUUUAUUUAUUUUUAUGCUCAUGCUCUCUGGUGAACAAUUUUUUUUUUUUUUUUUUUUUCACCUGAAUCAUAGAUGGUGGUGAUGGUGUAAAUAAAAGUUUUCAGACAUUGGUGUAAAGUUUGCUUUGGUGCUAUUAUUCA
Quercus lobata is the source of this 2208-nucleotide messenger RNA. RefSeq names its product U-box domain-containing protein 40-like. Bases 329 to 1984 code for a protein of 551 amino acids. Lineage: Eukaryota; Viridiplantae; Streptophyta; Magnoliopsida; Fagales; Fagaceae. The transcript has a single exon. Gene Ontology annotation, biological process: protein ubiquitination. The record is from RefSeq and is a predicted model, not a curated record. Gene Ontology annotation, molecular function: protein binding; ubiquitin-protein transferase activity.